AUGUCAACAAACAAGGUGUUGUUGGUUGGGCAUGUUUUACACUGGUGCAUCCUAGUACUCACGACCACCGUGCACACAUCCGGUAUAGGAGAGAGCGGGGGACACUCGCGAAAUGAAGGAGAAAAGAAGCUGAAACUACCCGGAGACAUCAUCUUCGGGGGGCUGUUCCCCAUGCACGAGAAAGGCCCUGUGGGGAAAAACUGUGGCAAAGUGAAAGAAGAAAAAGGCAUACAACGGAUGGAGGCAAUGCUGUACGCAGUCGAUAAAAUCAACAAUGAUGACAGUAUACUACCAAACAUAACCCUCGGCGUCCACAUCUUGGACACUUGUUCUAGGGACAGUUACGCCCUCGAGCAGUCCAUGGAUUUUAUACGGGCUCAGUUUAACAACUUCGACGAGGGGAAUUACCAGUGCAAAGACGGACGCCUUCGUAAGUACGUGAAGUCAAGGCCUGUUGCCGGAGUCAUUGGAGCGGCGUCCAGUUCCGUAUCUGUCAUGGUAGCCAAUAUUCUAAGAUUGUUCAAGAUUCCGCAGAUUAGUUAUGCGUCCACCAGCGAGGAACUCAGCGAUAAGUCUCGUUUCGAGUACUUCUCUCGGGUCGUGCCCCCGGAUACUUUUCAGGCCCAGGCCAUGGUUGACAUAGCAAAGGCCCUAGGAUGGACCUACAUAUCUACUGUGGCCGAUGAGGGCAAUUAUGGAGAGAAGGGAAUAGCUGAAUUUGAAGAGCUCGCCAAAAACGAAGGAUUAUGCAUAGCACAGUCGUUGAAAAUCCCAAGGGAUCCCAGUAAAGACUUGUUUGAGACUACAAUCACCGACCUCGCUAAGAAACCGAACGCUAAGGGCGUUGUUAUGUUUGUCAAUGAGGACAAUUGCAAAUCCCUUCUGAGAGCGACCAUAGAUUUGAAUAAAACUGGGGACUUUUACUGGUUGGCAAGCGACAGCUGGGGAGCAAAAAUUCACCCAGUGGAGGGCCAAGAAGAGGCGGCAGAGGGCGCUAUUACCAUCCUUCCUAAAAGGAAAGUACUAACAGAGUUUGACGAUUACUUCAAGCGCCUGAAUGCGUCUCAUAGCCAGUUGAACCCGUGGUUCGCCGAGUUCUGGGAGCAGCACUUUGAAUGCAGGCUCAACGAUUCCAAAACUGGGAAAAACUGUUCUGAAAAGCGACUGGGUGUAGAUGACCAUUAUGAACAGGAAGGCCUUGUCCAGUUCGUGGUGGACGCUGUCUACGCGCUGGCCUACGCCCUUCAGUCUCUCCACAACGACACGUGCUCUUCACCUGGGCUCUGUAAGGAAAUGAGACCGACAGAUGGAGCCACUGUGUUGUCCUAUAUAAGGAACGUGAGCUUUAACGGAUCAGCAGGAACGACUGUGCGUUUCAGUAAGUCUGGGGACGGACAGGGUCGUUAUAACAUCUUCCAAUAUCAGUUGACAAAUUCAGGGGAGCACCAAUAUAUACCCAUAGGAGAAUGGACAGACAGGUUAAAAUUAGACAUGAGCAAGACGCAUUGGCGCUAUGACAACGAUACAUUUUGGCUACCUCGAUCUGUGUGCAGCGAACCGUGUGGGAUCGGCCAGGCGAAGAAUGUGAAGGGGGAACCGUGUUGCUGGUUGUGCAUACCGUGCAGCGAGUAUGAGAUUCUCUACGACGAGUCCACGUGCAUUUCAUGCGCCAACGGCACAAUGCCAAAUCACAACAAGACAGCGUGUGAAGCGCUCCCUAUACAACACAUGUUGUGGAACAGUCCAUGGGCCAUUGUGCCGGCUGCGGUGGCAAGUUUUGGAAUUAUUAGCACGCUGUUCGUUAUUGUCACUUUUAUACGCUACAACGCCACGCCGGUGAUCAUGGCUUCCGGAAGAGAACUGUGCUACGUUCUCCUCUGCGGGCUCUUCAUGUGCUACGUCAUGACCUUCGUGCUCAUUUCAAAGCCGAGCGCCUUCAGCUGUGCACUAAUGCGACUAGGAAUAGGCCUGUCACUGUCCAUCUGCUUUUCGGCUUUAUUUACGAAAACGAAUCGGAUUUCGAGGAUUUUUAACCGCGGAGUGAAGGGACUCGCAAAGAGACCGAGCUAUACCAGUCCUAAAUCUCAAUUAGUGAUUUGCGGUUGCCUUAUAUCUGUACAACUCAUAGGGGCCUCGGUGUGGCUCAUACUAGACAUUCCCAAUACAACACGGGCCUACCCUAAUAGAGAGACAGUGAUUUUACGCUGUGAGGCCAGCGAAUUGGCUCUCGUCCUCUCCUUACUUUACAACAUGCUAUUGAUAACACUGUGUACUGUGUAUGCCUUUAAAACGAGGAAGAUUCCCGAGAACUUUAAUGAAGCCAAAUACAUAGCUUUUACCAUGUAUUCCACGUGUAUUGUUUGGUCAGCCUUUAUUCCUAUUUAUUUUGGGACUAAUCAGGAUUUCAAGAUACAGAUCACCACUCUUUGUAUGUGCCUGAGUAUUAGUGCCACUGCCGCUCUUGGUUGCCUUUUCGCCCCUAAGGUUUACAUCGUCCUCUUUCAACCACACAAGAACGUCAGGCAAACCAAUUCCACCAUGAUGAACAGUGCUUCGUCCAAAAGCAUCCGGCCUUUCUUUGGGAAAUCCGGUACGGUUGGGUCCUCUCUUGGCAACCACAAUGACGUCAGUGUUGGUGUAGCGCAAAAUUUCAAUAGCACGAAGUCAAACGACACGCGGUUAAGUGACAUUUCUCUUGAUUUGAAUUCAGACGUAUUUGAUGAGGCGGAACCGAAUUCAGAUCCACCUGAGUGAAAAACGGGGCUGUGAUUCUACACUAAGUGACACAAUGGCCAAUUUUAUCUUUAAUUUAUUUGUUUUUGUACCAAUGCAAUAUUUUCUAUAAUAUCUAGGGGUGAAAAGAUGCCAAUACAGACCGAGAAAUUUGUAUGCGCUCAAUAAAAUUGCACAAUUCACGACGUUAUUUAAUAUUUAACCGAUGUUUUCUGAGAUGAAAUACACCGUUGAUUGCACGCUCAUUUGUAAGGGUAUAUUCUCUUGGGUAUACAACUAAAUAAAAAUGAAAGGUUGUUGCCCAUGUAGAUUCAGCACAUACCUCACUAGAUGCAUGGGUUAAUACGACUCUUUACGUUAUUUAUAUGACGCUGUAUGCAUUAAAUUGUUUUUGUACCUGUAAUCACCUUUAUGUUCAUAUUUACACUUCGUGCGGCUGUGGUAG
This is a messenger RNA of Lingula anatina, 3178 nucleotides long. Its product is annotated as metabotropic glutamate receptor 6-like. Gene Ontology annotation, cellular component: membrane. The record is from RefSeq and is a predicted model, not a curated record. Gene Ontology annotation, biological process: G protein-coupled receptor signaling pathway. Lineage: Eukaryota; Metazoa; Brachiopoda; Lingulata; Lingulida; Lingulidae. Gene Ontology annotation, molecular function: G protein-coupled receptor activity.